This is a messenger RNA of Lactuca saligna, 1599 nucleotides long. The record is from the annotation of a GenBank genome assembly. NCBI's taxonomy places the organism in Eukaryota, Viridiplantae, Streptophyta, Magnoliopsida, Asterales, Asteraceae.
AUGUUUGGGAUCGAACACCGUAUGGGUACAUACAAGGGAUAUGUUCGUAACUUUGCUCAUCCUGAUGGAUCCAUUACUCAAGCAUAUGUUGUCGAUGAGGCUGUCACAUUUGUAUCUCGUUAUGUAGAUGAUAUCGAGACAAGAUUCAACCAUGAAUGCAAUUGGGAUAUAUCAACUACUCAACAUGGGUUGGAGGUAUUCAUCAAUAAAGUUCGUACAUUGGGUGCUUCAAAAUUCGGACAACUAGGGGAGGCUAAUGGUGAUCCUAAAGCAACCGAUGAUUUGUACGCCUUGUCACAAUUUCUUGAUGAUCGCUACACAGAGCAUGUUGAAGAUGAAGUAUUGAUGAAUGAUAUAUUUCAAGAAGAGGAAUCUAGUGAACUACCACCUUUUCAACCAUCCGAAGAGUUACCUAACACCUCUUUCAUAGUUCGAAAUCAUGUAGAACCUGAAACAUUACCACUUGAGGCGGUGCUAGCAGUACGUACUAUAAAUGUCGUUGCCGAUAACUUAGAUGAUGUUGAUGAUGAAUUUGAUGAUGAUGUUGCAAAAAGCAUAAUAUCAAAAAGAGGUGAACGUGGUAAACGAGGUGGACUAGCAAGAGAAGAUGGACGACGUAACACUCCCUACAAUACAUCAGUUCUGGAUACAAACCCCUUAAUAUCAAACAAUCGGCAAGAUCUAAUCUCUCCAAUCUCGGGUACAAACACAGUUUUUGAGACCGAGCAAGAAAGUGAUAGUAAUGCUACAAUUGCAAAGCGUGGCAUCACUUGUGGCAAAGGUGCUCGGAAGGCAAUGAAAGCGUCUAAGAAGAUAUUGCCCAUAAAAUUUAAUUUUGUAGCAAGACGAGUAAUAUGUAACAAUGAAUCAGCUUUCACAUAUGAGUGUGGCUAUAUUUUACAUAAGAAUUGUAGCUUACAACACAAAGAGUGGAGGCUUGUAUCGAAGGAAGAGAAGUUUCCAUUACGCCACAAGCUAACUACGAAUUUUGAUAUUGAUGUGGAAAAUGAAAAUGUUUGCAAAGUUAUCGAUAGCUAUAUGGCAAGGUCAUGGAGAAAUUUUCGAGUUGAUUUGCAUAAAUACUUUAAAGAGAUUGGAGGACCAGAAGACCCAAUAAAGGCAAAGACUAAACCCCCUUCAAAUAUUCGUAGCAAAGAAGAUUGGGAGUAUCUAUGUGACAUGUGGUGUGAGCUAAAAUACAUGGAGAUUGCAAAAAAGAAGGUUGUUGCUCACGGAAAGCGAAAAAUGGAGACAAGAAAUGGAUCGAAGAGUACAAUACGCUAUCUUGUUGAGCUUGGACAUGAUGUGGAUUCUUCAUCGGGUCAUAUUGAGACUUGGCAGUUUACACAUUGGGAUGAAGAAAAAGAUUGGAAAUCUAUAGAUAUGGCUGCAAAAUAUGAAGAAAUGAAAAAUAUGAGAAACGAGCAUUCCUUGGAAUCAAUGAGUGACAAGUUGAUUCUAGAGAAGGUACUUGGACGAAGCUUUGUUCGUUUGUUCGGUGGGGACGUGAUCAUGUUGUCGUUGGUAACAUCGCAGGUUCUACUGAGAAAUCUAAGCAUCCUAGUUACAAUGAAUUGGUGGAUGAAUUGGAAACAAUGA